AUGCCUAGACUCGACUUUGAUUCUUGCGAUCACAAAGGAAAACUGGGGACAUUCUCAAAUAAUGUUUGCGAGUCUUUGCUUUCGCACAAAGCUUUGGUUCUAGAGAGUUUGCAUAUCAGUUUUAGUACAUACAAAUGCGAUGCUACUGAAAUUGGAAUGUGGAUUGGAAUUGCAUAUGCACAACAUGUGCGUAAGUUGGUACUCGAUGUUGAAUCUAGGGGAGGAUUCGAGCUUCCUAGAAGCCUGUAUAACUGUGAAAUACUUGAAACCUUGAGACUCAAGGCCGGUUCGUUUUAUCUGAAUGAUCAAGUUUGUCUCAAGUCCCUUAAAACUCUAUACCUUCACCCUAAUUCCGUCAUAAGCGAGGCAUCGUUUGUUAACCUUUUAUCUGGUUGCCCUAAUCUUGAGAAUCUGGUGGUGCAUACUUUACCUAAAUCCCGGAGCUUGACGACUUUCACUAUUUCGGUGCCAUCCUUACUUAGACUAUCAAUUUCUAAACAGAGCAACUACAGUUGUAGCUACGUGAUAAAUGCUCCUUCUUUGAAAUAUUUGAAGAUUGAAGCGAAUCAUAAGUUCGAAUUUCGCCUGAUUGAGAGUGUGACAAACCUAGUGGAGGCACAUCUUCUCAUUGAGAACGCCUCUCCUAUGGUCAGUGAGAACCUUAUGAGUUUGCUAACUUCAGCCAAACGCCUUUCCCUGGAAUUAUUACCCAUGCAGGUAGGUUUUCAGAUUUUCUUGCAAUCAGUUGAGUUACUUGUUGUUAUUACAUUGUUUCAUGUACGUACUAACACUGCCCCUUAUGCACUAGAUUAA
Thlaspi arvense is the source of this 813-nucleotide messenger RNA. The record is from the annotation of a GenBank genome assembly. Lineage: Eukaryota; Viridiplantae; Streptophyta; Magnoliopsida; Brassicales; Brassicaceae.